CGCAAACAGAUGGCAUAUGACCCUAGUUUAUACCCAGAGUUCAAGAAACCUGGACCAACCAAUGGAAAGACCUCCGAAACGCCAAGCUCAAUUUCAAGCUCCUCAAGCUCUUCGACAUCUUCGGCAGCAUCAACGGUGACACCGGCAGCUCGACACAGAGGCCGAACGACAAUCGUAAUUUCUUCCGACGAAGAAAACGAAGACAUACCUCCUAGUACCCAGUCGCAAUCCUCAGCUCAACCCCCACCAACUGCUCCUAACAACUUCGUCAUGGACGCCUUGAAACAGGCCCUUCCAAAGCCUCCCCCACAGCGCACACAAGUCCCAGCACCUAUUCACGUCCCUUCGAACCGUGAUAUUCUUCCGGGGCCUUCCAACCCGACGAUAGAUGCGGCCCAUCAAGCAUACGUCUAUGAGCCUCGGAUGUCCGCUACCGAGACCGAAAAGGCAUUGCGCGCUCUCGUAGAGGACAGUAUCACUCCCGAUGACGUUGAGAUCAACAUGGAGGAAGCCAUUGUGGAGGGCUUCCAAGAUGGUAUCACACUUCUCCCUCAUCAGGUCCUUGGUCGCGCUUGGAUGCGUGAUAAAGAAACAGAUAAGAAGAGGGGUGGAAUACUUGCAGACGAUAUGGGUCUUGGCAAAACCAUCCAGACCCUUACGCGAAUCGUCGAUGGUCGUGCCAAAAAAUCUGACAAAGCAGAUGGUUGGGCUGCCACAACCUUGGUUGUUUGUCCAGUUGCACUCGUCUCUCAAUGGGCCUCCGAGAUCACGAAGAUGGCUGUGGGAUUACGUGUAAUUGAGCACCACGGCCAAAGCCGUACCACAGACCCUCUGAAACUUAAGGCUGCACACGUUGUGGUUACCUCGUAUUCCAUUGUCGCCUCUGAAUACGCGACCUUUGCACCUCCUGCAAAGGAUGAAUCAAAGUCCAAGUCAAAAUCCAAGAAAGCAUCAUCCCAAUCAGAUUCGGGCUCCGAUUCUGACGAUGUCGUCACGAAGAAGAAACCUGGAAGGGCAAAAGGCAAGGACGCAUUAUUCCGCGUGAAAUGGUUUAGAAUUGUCCUUGAUGAAGCGCACAACAUCAAGAACAGGAACACGAAAGCGGCUAUUGCAUGCUGCGAACUCGAGGGAAAGUUUCGCUGGUGUCUUACAGGCACACCGAUGCAAAAUACAGUGGAUGAACUGUUCUCUCUUCUCAAAUUUCUCCGUGUGCGUCCGCUAAACGACUGGCAAAACUUCAACGAACAAAUUGCUCAGCCUAUCAAGGCUGGGCGACCCGUACGAGCCCUUAAGCGACUUCAUGUCGUUCUCCAAUCCAUCAUGCUUCGACGCACCAAGGAUUUCGUUCUUAAUGGAAAACCUAUCAUAUCCCUCCCGGCACGCCAUUUGUCUGUCGUUCAAUGCAAAUUCGAUUCAGACGAGCAAGCAUUUUACAAUACGCUCUCACAACGCAUGACCAAUGAACUCGACAAACUUGUUCAGGCUAACGAAGCGUCCAAGAAUUAUACCCACGUGUUGCUUAUGCUUCUGAGACUAAGGCAGGCUUGCAACCAUCCUUCCCUCGUAUACAAAGACUACCGCAUCGACAACGAGGCCGCCGAGCCUCGCCCCGCUAAGAAUGACGAAGCUGAUGAAGAUGCCGACGAGCUUGCGGCGCUUUUAGGACAGAUGGGCGUCUCGAACGGCAAGAAAUGCCAGCUAUGUCAGACAAACCUUGACUCUUCUGACUCAGAACACUGUCCCGACUGUGAACCAAUUGCUGCAAAGGCCCGACGCAGGUCUGUGGCUGCACCAACCGCUCGUGAUCCCAACCUACCUCCAGAUUCGGCGAAGAUUCGCAAGUUGCUUGAAAUUCUUCGGGACAUUGAUGAAAGGAGCGAGAGUGCUGAAAAAACGAUCAUAUUUUCUCAGUUCACCAGCAUGCUGAAUCUCAUUGAGCCCUUCUUGACUGCAGAGGGGAUCAAAUAUGCGCGAUAUGAUGGAAGCAUGACCAAGGAUAAACGUGAGGCAUCGCUAGAGAAAAUCCGAAGCAGCAAGAGCACGCGUUGUAUCCUGAUUUCAUUCAAGGCCGGAAGUACUGGGUUGAACUUGACCUGCUGCAACAACGUGAUACUUGUCGACAUGUGGUGGAACCCUGCGCUCGAGGACCAAGCAUUCGAUCGCGCCCAUCGCUACGGGCAAAAACGUGACGUCAAUAUCUUCAAGCUCACUAUUCCCGAGACUGUCGAAACGCGGAUCCUUGAGCUUCAAGAGAAGAAACGUGAGCUUACGAAAGCGGCGUUGAGUGGAGAGAAGAUGAAGAACAUGAAACUCGGCAUGGAUGAUCUGUUGGCCUUGUUCAGGCCUGGGGCGCACCAUGAUGAUGAUGAUGAUGAGGAAUGAUCGGAUGUGCGUGCUGGACACGUUGAUGUCUUGGUCUUGGUUUUGUGAGUUUGUGUUGCUCUGUUGCUGUUGUCGCGAAUCUCGAUCUACAUAACAUAUCGUAGUUGCGUUUCAUCAAAAUAUCUGAUUUUCUUUUUCUGGUGUUGAUUUUCAGUCACGUGGUAUUAUUCGCCCUGUCUCGUAAUAUUUGGUAUUAUUCGCCCUGUCUC
This is a messenger RNA of Suillus clintonianus, 2591 nucleotides long. Its product is annotated as SNF2 family N-terminal domain-containing protein. The record is from RefSeq and is a predicted model, not a curated record. Lineage: Eukaryota; Fungi; Basidiomycota; Agaricomycetes; Boletales; Suillaceae. The transcript has 15 exons. The coding region runs from base 10 to 2382 and encodes 790 amino acids. Gene Ontology annotation, molecular function: ATP binding; ATP-dependent chromatin remodeler activity. Gene Ontology annotation, cellular component: cytoplasm.